AUGGCUAGAGUCAGGCCUGCUACCCCUCGUUCCUCGCUACGGAAGCUCGUAGGUGAGGAUAGAAGCGAAAGUCGAGCACUGCCUAGUGUCUCUAAGCGCCGUCGCACGGCUGCAUCUAACCCAGCAAAAACUCAGGAGAUCCGACGAUGGGAAGGACCAGAGUUGACAGAACGGCAACUUCUAAUCCGUGAAGCUGAACAACGGGCUAUGCAGACAGCCCAGCGGGACCAAGAGGAAAUGGAGCUAGACCGCCCUACUUAUCCAGAUCCGCCGAACAGUCCUGCUUCCACUUCCUCUUCUCUCGAGCGUUUGCUUCACUUAGAUGACGAUGCAGAUUUAGCUUUUGAUCCUUACGAUUACGAAUCCGAUGACUCGUGGCCCUACUCAUUAAACCCCGAUGACCUAAGUGUUUCUUACUCAUCGGGUGAUUCCUUCUCGUCGAGCCAUUCCUCUACAUUGAGCGAGUCUGCUGCUCUUGACAUAAGCAAUGAAGAUAUUGUAGACCUAAUCAAAAUGAAAAAAGAUCCUUCUACAACAGAUGAAACCAUGUGGGAACUUUUCCAACGAUUAAAAGGACAAACUGUCCCUCGCCACCAUAUCGCACUGAAGAGGAGACUUAGCCAGUGGGGAGAGGAUAACGAGACUGACGUGCUCCCGACAAGACCAGCGUUCAAACAUAUCCAAUGGGACGGCAGUAGUAGGAGACCGCAAGAAGAAGAAGUGUCACCUCGCACUUUGCCUAGCCUGCUUCCCCAGUGGGUUGUGGACAUUGCAAAGUAGGUAGUAACCUUGGAAGUCAUCUUGCUCAUCAUUCUGCGCUAUCCAGGAAUUAAGGCCACGUUGCUUGAUGCACUACAUCUUAGCCAAGUAGACGUCCGUUGUUCAUACAGUAUGCAGGCAUUGCUUAAAAUUAAUUGCUUCCCUGUUAUAACUGAGUUGGUUAGAGUGUAAUGUUAGAUGUUAUAUCUUAAUUAAUGAUGAGGUCUUCCGAGACGUUAGUUUUAGAUCUGUAAGGGAUAUUCUCACCCAUAACGUAUAUGCAAUGCCCCGAGCUGAUUCGCAUGAAUGUUGGCAUAUUCAUUUCAUUUAAGAACCAACAUUAGAUGUGAUAUGUUUACCA
Messenger RNA from Hypoxylon trugodes, 1120 nucleotides. RefSeq lists its product as uncharacterized. The coding region runs from base 1 to 780 and encodes 259 amino acids. The transcript has a single exon. Lineage: Eukaryota; Fungi; Ascomycota; Sordariomycetes; Xylariales; Hypoxylaceae. The record is from RefSeq and is a predicted model, not a curated record.